Wickerhamiella sorbophila is the source of this 702-nucleotide messenger RNA. Its product is annotated as PHO85 cyclin-like protein psl1. Lineage: Eukaryota; Fungi; Ascomycota; Dipodascomycetes; Dipodascales; Trichomonascaceae. Gene Ontology annotation, biological process: regulation of cyclin-dependent protein serine/threonine kinase activity. The transcript has a single exon. Gene Ontology annotation, molecular function: cyclin-dependent protein serine/threonine kinase regulator activity; protein kinase binding. Gene Ontology annotation, cellular component: nucleus; cyclin-dependent protein kinase holoenzyme complex. Bases 1 to 702 code for a protein of 233 amino acids. The record is from RefSeq and is a predicted model, not a curated record.
AUGUCAGACGAGCUGGAGGAAUUUUAUCCGAGCCCAAGUCAGGACCUCAAUAGUUUGACGCACAAACAAGCAUUGUUUUGUAUCAGUCGAAUGCUUGAGGUUCUUGUGGAGCUCCACGACCAAUAUGCGGCUGGUCUGCCGGAGAGCGAGCCCACUUCCCACCAUCCCUCUAUAUCCGAAUCACACGAGGAGGCAAAACAAAUUGCCGCUCAAUUGGAUACUAUACACAAAGCAACCACCGUCGAAAGUGAAGCUGUGAUUGAGGAGAACAUUGAUUCCGAACACGAGCAGCUGAUUGUUUUGUAUAAACGUUUUUGGCUCAAGCAGCCGCCGGGGAUUUCUAUUCGCAGUUAUUUGCAGCGAUUCGACCGGUACUGCCACCAUUCCGUGGCAACGUACCUCACUGCCGGUGCCUAUGUUUACCAUCUGUGUGUUGUACUCAAGAAACUGCCAUUGACGCGUCGCAAUGUUCACCGUAUUUUUUCCGCGGCGUUCGUGGUGGCCGCCAAGGUGGUGGAGGACAUUUUGUAUCCCUGGCAAAGAUAUGCCACAACUGCGGGCGUAUCUGCCGGGGAUAUGGGUCGUUUGGAAAUUGCUUUACUGUACUUGCUUGACUUUGGCGUCAAAAUUGAUCUUGAGCGCCUUGAGGAUGCGUUCGAAGACUGGACGAGGCUGGUUUUGGCGGUCUCAGCGUUGGCGUGA